Salvelinus sp. IW2-2015 is the source of this 2604-nucleotide messenger RNA. Its product is annotated as chondroitin sulfate proteoglycan 5. The record is from RefSeq and is a predicted model, not a curated record. Lineage: Eukaryota; Metazoa; Chordata; Actinopteri; Salmoniformes; Salmonidae. Gene Ontology annotation, cellular component: synapse. Gene Ontology annotation, biological process: nervous system development; cell projection morphogenesis.
CUGCUGAAGCGCCGAGCUGAGUGUGUGCACUGGCAAGAUCCAAGUCUCAGUUGAAUAGCAAAUUGGUCCAAAUUAUUGAAAGGAAAAAAGCCUUGGGAAGAGGAGGGGUAGGAGUAGGAGACGGGAGGAGGGGGGCAGCAACAAUCCUUUUCCCUUCCCAGAUGGUCAGAACAGUGCCGAUCGCAUCACAUUCCGCGGAGCGUCGCCAGGUCCUAUGGUGAAGUGCCAUCGCUCUAAUCAAAAACAAACGGAGCCGCAGCUUUCGCUUGCGCUCAACUCAGCUCCAGUACGGAACGUCCAUCCUUGGCUGUGCGAGGUCUCCGUCUGGCCGAUAUUCGGUGCCGACGGGGCCUUGAAUGAUUGAACUGUGGUUAAUUGAAGAAGCGGGAGAAGUAAAUACGAGCACACCACUCAAGACGAAGUUACUAUGGAGAAGCGCAGGGAGGCAGGAGUCUAACGUGGAUAGGGGGCACAAAUCAAAUCAAAAUAUUUACUAUUCGGAUUAAUUCAAUUUUGAACACUUCAUUUUCAGAGGGAUUUUCAUCAGAUUUUCUGGCAAUUAUCACACGCAAGCAUGAACGGAAAGGAAGCGAGGUUUUGCAGGGGAUGCUGGAGGCUACUGCUGCUGUCAAGCAUUCUGGUUCUACACUUGAUUCCCCUCUUUGUACAUGGGAACACUCUGGGGGCCAAUGUCACUGAGUUUGACACCACAGCCAACGUGACAUCCCUGCCCAGUAAGGUGGAGGAAGCGGCCAAAGUGAAUGAUGUCCUUACCAAGGUGACCGGCAUCAGCAGCUCAGUCAGCCCCGUCGUCACGGUGACCCAGAGGCCCGGCCACAUGCCCCUCUCCGAAGAGGAGCAAGGCAGCGGCAUGCUGGGAGAAGGGGUGUUGCCAGCCGAGGAGGAGGUGGUAGCCCCGCCCAGGAUCAGCCCUGACUCAGCAGAGACAGAGCUCCUGCUGCCUAGCUACCCCCGUGGCACGGAGGAGGAAGAGGAUGAAGAGGAGCACACCGACCCACCGUGGCUGAACGCCAGAGACAACGUCUUCGACCUGGACCGCCAAGAAGAAGUAGCCAAUCUGGCCACCACCACUGCCCCUCCACCCGCCGCUGCUAACCCCUCCCGCCCGGACGUCCUCACGGUGGACUUCUUCGACCCCGCCUCUCGCGGCCGCGGCCUGGACCUAGCCCCGCCCUCUCCCUCCUCUUUGGCCCACGAGCUCCAGGGUGGCGACCCCACUUCCUGGGCCAUGCCAGACAACUACGACUACCUCACGCCGUAUGAAGACGGUGCGUCGCCCACCCCUGAUGAGUACUCCUACAGCACCACUACUGAUACUUUGGAUGGGGAUGACGACUUGAGGCUAACUGCCGGGCCUCCAUCGCGCUCCAGGCCCAGGGCUCCCCCAGGUUCCGGCUCCCUUACCCCAGACAAGAGGCUGCCCAGUGGGGGUGUUGCUGCUGCUCCAGAGGGCCCUGCGGCAGCCCCUCCAGCGUUACCCGUGGAUGGCUCAGACGGGGCCGGUGGCUGUCGCCAGGGCUACGUGAAGCAGAAUGGAACCUGCCGCUCCCCCUGCGACACACUGCCCAGCUACUGCUUCAACGGAGGCCAGUGCUACCUACUGGACGGCAUGGGGGUCUUCUGCAGUUUCACGCUGACGGAAGGAAAGAUGGCCCCUAUCCUGUAACCAUGGAAGUGACGUAUCCCCACGUCCUGCCCGAAGUUACUAUCUAGGCCAUCAGCCAAUGGGAUGAUCCUAAUGCCCAGAACAAGCUGGAGGACCCCGUGAAGGCCCCGGUGCCCAAGGAGGACGACUCCCUGAACAUCCACAACUCCCUGACCCCCAAACACGAGAACCACAAGGUACUGGGCGAGGAGAACUCCUCGGAGGUAAACUCACUGCAGAACAACAUGAUGUAGAAGCCUGGGUCGGGAUGAGAGCUCCAGUCCUGCUCUCUAUCCCAGCCGCCACGCCUACAACUGCUACCACCAGCCAACCACCGUCUACAACACGGCAACACUGCCACCAAGCGGCCCACGCCGCUGAAGAAAAAAAACACACCACCCCAGCUGAAACUCCCCCUGACCUGCCACCGCCUAUAGCGACCCCUUACGCCCAAUCACGCCCCCCUGCCUCGCUGCCCUGCCCCUUCGUUGCUGUCACUCUGCUCCCCCUUACCCCCUGCCCGCACGCACAUAUACACACUAGAACACACAAACCGACACACCAGAACACACAAACACACACAUAUAUGUACAUACACACACUCACAUAUACACUCAUAUUCCCCUGCCUGCAUUGGUGUAUUUUGUAAAAAGAAAAAAAUCAUAUGGAGUUUAAAAAAAGAAGUUAAACAUUGUAAAAAAUAUAAAAGUUACUGAGAGGUUUCYAUGUUUGUCUGACUAAUUAAGUGAGUAUGUAUAAAUAUAUGAAAAAAAUGCUUGGAUUGAUAUAAAAGAAACAACACACMGUGUCUUCGUUUUCAUUGAUGUGAUUUCUAAUCCUUUGAUGUACUUGUUUUAUUUUGUACUUUUUUGGGAAUACAGACUUCAAAACAGAGAACAAAAUCUAACAAAAUGUUGAAAUAAACCUUUUUAACAUGA